AUGAAACAAAGGAAGCAAUCCGAUUUGGAAUAUUGUGACGCUAACAAUGUUGUUCGGCGAACUUCCCUGCAUGGUAAGGCGCUGAUGGUGCUGGUGAGCGGGAAGGAGUCAAAUUAUCGGAAGUACCAGGCUAUUGUGUACAACUUCCUAGAAAGACCUAAAUCGCAUGCAUCGAUUGCAUACCACAUUGUCGUGUUUACAUCCGUCCUAACCUGUUUGAUAACGAGCGUUCUCUCAACCGUCCAAUAUGUAAUGGAGCCAGCCUCGAACGCACUCGUAUAUAUGGAAUUGGUCCUGCUUAUUUGGUUCUUCGUCGAGUAUGUCGUGCGUAUUUGGAGCUCGGGCUGCAGAUCAAGGUACCAGGGCUGGCGAGGAAGAUUGCGAUUCGCUCGACGACCAUUCUGCAUCGUCGAUGUUAUUCUCAUCGUGUCCAGUGUUGUUGUGCUGGCCGGAGACAAUGACAACAAUGUUUUUGCUGCCAGCGCACUCAGAGGUCUGAGGUUCUUUCAGAUCCUGCGAAUGAUUCGCGUUGAUCGUCGAGCAGGCUCAUUCAAAUUGCUCGCAGCUGUCGUCUAUGCCCAUCGACAGGAACUUCUUACGACCAUGUACAUUGGAUUCCUGGGACUGAUCUUCAGUUCCUUCCUUAUCUAUUUGGUCGAGAAAAAGCAGAACCAAAACAUAACCAGUUAUGCGGACGCCUUAUGGUGGGGUGUGAUAACCCUUUGCACCGUGGGAUAUGGGGACACAGUACCGCAGACGUGGAUCGGAAAGGUGAUAGCUGCUUGCUGCGCUGUGGCUGGAAUUUCCUUCUUUGCUCUACCUGCAAGUAUUUUAGGCAGCGGAUUUGCACUCAAAGUCCAACAGCAGCAAAGACAGAAACAUUUGAUUCGAAGAAGAAUACCAGCUGCCACAUUGAUCCAAUGUUUGUGGCGCUGUUAUGCCGCAGAUAAGAGAUCCACUUCACAGGCCACGUGGGCAAUGUACCGGAAAGCACCAAGCACCAGCACAAAGUAG
This is a messenger RNA of Dibothriocephalus latus, 1014 nucleotides long. NCBI's taxonomy places the organism in Eukaryota, Metazoa, Platyhelminthes, Cestoda, Diphyllobothriidea, Diphyllobothriidae. The record is from the annotation of a GenBank genome assembly.